Messenger RNA from Trichoderma gamsii, 816 nucleotides. RefSeq names its product methyltransferase. Bases 1 to 816 code for a protein of 271 amino acids. Lineage: Eukaryota; Fungi; Ascomycota; Sordariomycetes; Hypocreales; Hypocreaceae. The record is from RefSeq and is a predicted model, not a curated record. The transcript has a single exon.
AUGGGCGACGCCGCCAACACCAACGGGAGCAAUGAGGCCGGUAUUAGCGAUGCAGCUUUAUACGAUUUGAGGAGAGCCAAGAAAAGGCUGGACACUCUCGCUGACAAGCCCAAGUGGGAUCUCACCGACACGGCGGAUUUCGAUUGCAUGCACUACUUAGGCGACGCUGCCUUGGAAAAAGCAUGCCGAACAUUGGGCAUGGAACGUGGACAGACAGUCGUCGAUAUCGGCUCGGGCUUCAGCGCCACCGGCCGCUACUUGAACAAGCGGUGCGGCGUUGAUGUCACGGGUAUCGAGCUUCAGCCCGAAAUUCACCAACUCGCCGAGAAGAUCACCGAGCGAAACGGUCUCGCGGCAGGUGUACGCUCAGUCAAUGCGGAUUUUACAACGCUGACGCUGGACACACCGGUGGACUACAUCAUCUCGUUUCUAUGCAUUCUACACAUCCCUGACAGGGACACGCUGUUCCAGAAAGCAGCCAGCACCCUGAAGCCAGGAGGAAAACUCUACAUUGAGGAUUAUUUUGCUCGAACGGCGCUCAGCAAAGAGGUUGGCGACCAAUUGCGUGACAUCGUGUCUUGUCCUUACCUACCGAGUCGUGAUCAGUACAUAUCGGACCUGGAAAAAGCAGGAUUUCGUGAUGUUCAGUUUGAAGAAGUGACAGAAGAAUGGGCCAAGUUCGUGCACGAACGGGCAGUCAGUAACCGACAGAAAGGGACAAGCGAGGCGCCACUUACUUUAUUUUACGACACAAUUGAUGGAUUGUUUGCUGGCCGUGAGCUGGGAGGGGUGUGUCUCACGGCUACCAAAGUAUGA